AUGACAGAUGAACCCUAUGCCACCAACAUUCACCGUCUGUCGCCUUACGAACGCGAAAACCCUCCGGGGAUCGUCCCUAGCCAUGGCAUAAGCAUCAAUCUCCCCACGCCCGCCGUUGCUGAGCAUCAUCCGCUGCCGGUCCGACACCUGUACGCCAGAUGCACCUGAAACACAAGACACGUCCCCACUGACUGCUGCAAGAUCUGCGCCAGCUUAUCAAAGCCCUCUCCGACACCACAAGCGAGCACCCUCACGAUCGAAACAAGUCAAAGAGACGCUGAACGCGCGCUCGCAUUACGGCAGUAGCGACGACGAUGGCGGCGCCAUUCACCGGAUCAACCAGUACAUCAUCAAGCAAGAGAUAGGCAGGGGAAGCUUCGGCGCCGUACAUCUGGCCGUGGAUCAGUAUGGAAACGAACAUGUGAGCCUCCGCGGCCCCUGAAGGAGUGGAUAUACUGCUCUCUCCCUCGCGCUCCAGCUGCAGAUUCGCUCGUGCCACACUAUACUGACCAGCGGGACACGCAGGCGGUCAAGGAAUUCUCGAAAUCGCGGUUGCGGAAACGAGCGCAGUCCAACCUGCUACGGAAACCGAAUCAGCAAAGGCACCCGGGACAUUUGGCCGCAGGCAUCGGUUUCAACUCUCCACUGCAUCGGAUGUCGUCCUCGGACAAGCUCAAUGGCGACAACAACAACUCCCUCAGCCUGAUAAAGGAAGAAAUCGCCAUCAUGAAGAAGCUCGAUCAUCCCAAUUUGGUCACGCUCAUUGAAGUGCUGGACGACCCUCAGGAGGAUUCCCUGUACAUGGUCCUCGAAAUGUGCAAGAAGGGCGUCGUCAUGAAAGUCGGCCUUGAUGAGCGCGCAGAGCCGUAUGAGGAGGAAGCAUGCCGAUGUUGGUUUCGCGAUAUGAUACUGGGGAUCGAAUACCUGCAUGCACAGGGCAUCAUACAUCGUGACAUCAAGCCCGACAACUGCCUCAUCACGCAUGACGAUGUGUUGAAGAUUGUGGACUUUGGUGUGAGUGAGAUGUUUGAGAAAGAGUCGGAUAUGAACACUACCAAGUCGGCUGGAAGUCCCGCUUUCAUGCCCCCGGAGCUGUGCGUAGUCCGACACGGCCCUGUGAGCGGGAAAGCGGCGGAUAUCUGGAGCAUGGGCGUGACGCUGUACUGCUUGCGGUAUGGCCAUAUACCUUUUGAGAAGUCGGGGAUGCUCGAACUGUACGAGAGCAUCAAGAGUGAGGAAGCCCCUCUGGACGAAGAACAGAACGAGAGCUUUCGAGAUCUCAUGCGCAGGCUUCUGGAGAAGGAUGCGGAGAAAAGAAUUACCAUGGAAGAGCUACGGGUAAGUGCAAGAAUUGCGCCAGGUGCUGCGUGAAGGCUGAACAUCAUCCAGGAACACCCGUGGGUUACAAAAAGCGGAGCUGACCCAAUGAUGCCUGCCGAAGAGAAUUGUGCAACGAUUGUCGAACCUCCAACAGAAGCUGAGAUGGACCAGGCCAUCACUGGCAACAUGGCGCAUCUCAUGGUUGUAAUGAAAGCGGUCAAGCGUUUCAAGGACCUUCUGGCAAGGAGACGGCCGCAGUUCAUGGACGGAAUCUUUGGGCGCGACACUCGUAUUGUAGCGCCCCCUCAUACGCUCCACGGUUCAAGUCGCAGCGCGGACAGCGCCGACCGCCGACCGAUCGAGACCGUGCUGACUACGGAAGGAGUGCAUCGGGACAUGAAUCAGGAAAUCUUGAAGGCGACACAUGCCAUGGAUAGGCGAAGGAUCUCCACGGAUCACAUCAGCGGCCCUGACUACCCGAAAGAGAGCCUCAUGAACUCCCCGGAGCAGCUGAAACCAGAGAUUGACAGUCCUCGCGCAGAUUCGUUUCCAACAAGAGCUCAAACAUUGCCCGUUGAUGAGCAUGCCAAAGGCCACGCUCACGAUCCGCUCCAGGACAGACUGUUCCUCCACAUUGGAGCUGGUGCUGACAACCCCCAUUCCGGUACUGACGAGUCCGGUGAUCCAAUCGUGAGCGAGAGUCCUGGAGGCGUGGAAGAUGAUAUAUAUGAAUCGGCGUAUCAAGAGGAGAUCAAGCGUAUUCUGGAAGAACGUGAAAACGCAAAUAUUCAUCUUACGAGACGCGUGGAGCAUAUUGAGAGUCUCAGGAAGCACCCAAAUAUCGUCUCGGGACCGCUCAAUGACGCGCUCAAUCUCGCUGGAAGCACUGCCAGGAGAAUGGAUAACCGCAUCCGGACUGGAGGUUUUGCCGCUCUCGUCAGGGACGCGAGGGACAAGGCUCGUGCUACUGUUGCGGAAGCUGAGAGCUCAAAUGCAAGUCUCUUCGGCACUGACACUGCCGCUGGCCGAGAGGCCAGGGAUGAGAGCCAGGCUGCUGCCGACGAAGCUAGCCUUGAUGGAUCUUCCAAGGACACGAACUCCGCUGCCGACUCUGACGCCCGAUCCCCGCGGCCGGAGACGAUGAGGCUGAGGGAUUACGCGAAGGCUUCCGCUAGCACGGCCCUGAAAGGUCUUUCAAGACGGAUUGACGAGACUGCCGCGAGGCUUGAUUCGAGGGGGAGAACGCAGCCUUAUCCGGAGACUUGA
Lecanosticta acicola is the source of this 2586-nucleotide messenger RNA. The record is from the annotation of a GenBank genome assembly. Lineage: Eukaryota; Fungi; Ascomycota; Dothideomycetes; Mycosphaerellales; Mycosphaerellaceae.